This is a messenger RNA of Ogataea polymorpha, 1741 nucleotides long. RefSeq lists its product as uncharacterized. Gene Ontology annotation, cellular component: cytoplasm. The transcript has a single exon. Gene Ontology annotation, biological process: nonfunctional rRNA decay; nuclear-transcribed mRNA catabolic process, no-go decay; RNA surveillance. The record is from RefSeq and is a predicted model, not a curated record. The coding region runs from base 1 to 1143 and encodes 380 amino acids. NCBI's taxonomy places the organism in Eukaryota, Fungi, Ascomycota, Pichiomycetes, Pichiales, Pichiaceae.
AUGAAGCUGGUGCAUUCUUCUUUCCAAAAGGACAAGAGCGGGUCUGUGAGUCUUGUUCCCCAGGACUGUGAGGAUCUGUGGACACUAUACAAUCUGAUUGCAAAGGAUGACGAGGUGCGGCUGAAAACUCAUAGAAAUAUCAAAAAGUCUCCAUCUGACAAACCAGUGCGCAAGCUUAUUACUCUCUCGCUCAGUGUGGAGAGUGUUGACUUUACACCCAGCGAUGAGGUGAUGCGGAUCAAAGGACGCACCGUGGAGCAGCACGAAGACGUUCCACAGGGCUCUUACCACACUGCAGAGUUGGAGUUCAAUCAAAAGUUCACGCUCUAUAAAAACGACUGGGACGACAUCUCUCUGGACUUGGUCAACAAAUCGUGCUCGAUAGAGGCCAAAGCUGAGAUUGGCGCAGUGGUAUUACAGGAAGGCGUUGCCCAUUUGUGCCUGAUCACAGAGAACAUGACGAUUCUAAGGUCCAAGAUCGACAAGUCGAUACCCAAGAAGAAGCGAGGAGACUCGAGCUCCCACGACAAGGCUCUAAACAAAUUCAUGGAAACAGUGGCCGAAUCAGUGAUCCGCAACUUCAACACCGACAAGUUGAAGGCCAUCUUGCUUGUUUCUCCGGGUUUCAGCGCCCGUCAGUUGUAUGAUAAAAUAUUCAGCAUCGCCGUGAGCAACCAGGACAAGUCCCUCAUUCAGUCAAAAUCUAAGUUUGUUGUGGCUCACUCGUCCACAGGGUACCUACAGGGACUCGAAGAAGCACUGAAAUCACCAGAGCUCCAAAAACAGCUUUCCGACACCAAGUUUCAGCACAGUGUGAUGCUGUUUGACGAGUUUAGUAAGCUGCUGAACGAGGACGAGGGGAAGGCGUGGUAUGGAGAGGCAGAGGUGACAAAAGCAAUAGAGCUGCAAGGAGCAGUCCGCACGCUGAUGAUCACAGACACAUUAUUCAAAAGUGAUGACAUUGCACAGCGCAAGAAAUACAUCCAUAUGACGGAACAGGUAAAAGAGCAUGGCGGGGAGGUUGUCAUUUUCUCCAGUUUGCACGACAGUGGCGAGCAGUUAAACCAGCUGACCGGAAUAGCGGUGAUCCUUAACUAUCCUGUGCCGAACCUGGAUGACGAAGAAGACUCGACAGUCUGCUGAUUGAAUCUUUCGUGCAAUUUUUUGGGCUCGAUCGCAAACACUCCAUUUAUAUACCACACGUAACCCCCACGUAAGAAAGCCACUGCGUCUUGGGCCACGCCGAGCACUACUCCGUAUUUUCCACCUUUUCGAAUGUACUGUUUGGCCUGCACAGGCUUCAUGCCUAAAGCCCAGGCGUAGAAAAACCCGGUCAAUGUGGUCGCAGCCAUGGUAUUGCAGAAAUCCUUCAGCUGGCGUACCUCGUCGAGUAGCGCCUCUGUUCCAAACAUGACGGCAGUGAACAGUCCAAUCUUGCCGGCUGUCUUGGCUCCAAGCACAAACGACUGCGCAAAACAGUAGUACCCCUUCCGUUUGUGAUACAUAAACCAGCCGUUUUUGUUUGUCGGCAGCCGAUGUGAAUUGCUAGCCAGAAACCGGAGACCUGCCUCUCUGUACCCAAACACCAUUCCCGACAGCCCGCCCAUCAGGGCUGCCGAACAAACAAGCAACGGCACGCGAAUUCCAGGCGGCAGGCCUAAUCGCUCGUUCUGGGACGACCCAAUGACCUCUGCCACCGCGUCGCGUACCGAAAGGUUGUCGAUCUCUUCUGUGGUGGAAG